Molecule: messenger RNA, 6231 nt
Organism: Cuscuta europaea
Lineage: Eukaryota; Viridiplantae; Streptophyta; Magnoliopsida; Solanales; Convolvulaceae
Source: the annotation of a GenBank genome assembly
CUGCGUUUUGAAGUUAACGGAGUUUUGUUUGUGUAAUACGUAACUGUGAAACAAAUUUUAAGUAUUUACUUAAAAUUGAUUGCAAAUAAUAUUAUGUGAGAAUAUUGGGUACAAUCUCUAAAUAUGAAUCCUCUGAUUCUUCACUUGCAAUUUGAAAUAAAUAUAAUUAAAGAAAUUAAUUCAAAAUUAAAUCUUUAAUCCUUCAAACGUUCGAACGUUCUUCAGAUCUUCAAAUCUUCGUUCUUGAGAUCUUCGAAUCUUCGAAUCUUCGUUUGUCAGAUCUUCAAAUCUUUUGAAUUAAGAAUUCAAUUGAAGGGCCUCCGGUUUUCAAGUGGCUUGAUCUUCAACAAAAAGGGCCGUUUUAUGGCUUGAUCUUUUGUUUAAGGGCCUCCCGGGAUAUAUGGAUUGAUCUUCAAUUGAAUUUCAAUUCAAUCUUCAUAUGAGUAUCUUCAAAUCUUCAAAGAUUCGUUCUUCAUAUAUUCGAAUCUUCAAAGUCUUGUUCUUCAUAUCUUCGAAUCUUUAAGCUUCGUUCUUCAAAUCUUCGAACGUUCUUCAACUUUUGGAUUUAUUUUUUUUAAGAAUCGACGAAAUCACGAAGGAUUAUUCGUAUAUUCUUAAUAAAUUCGUGGCUUAAUUUAUUCCUCUUCUUCGGAAUCAUUCAGAGCCUUUCGUGUGUUCUUGAAAGCUUUUCUGCAACGUUUCUUCGUCUGAAAAUUCUCUUCCAUUCCUCUCAACUGAGACCCCUAUUUAUAGGUGUAGAGGGAGUGAAAUAUGACUUAGGGUUCCCAAAAUUCGUUCAUAUCAUUUGGGCCCCAAUUAAAAUGGGCUUUGUGCUCCAUUUGCUUGCAUUUUAAUAGCUAGAAAAAUCAGCACUUGUUUGAUAUAUCUAGAUAGCUUUCUUAAUAAGGUUCAUAGCUAUUUCUCAUGCAUAUGGACUGAUUUGUUAACUAGAUUCUUCUUCCUUUUCAUAUAUUGGAUCAUGCAUCUUGUUUAUUGGGUCAUUUUUAAUAUUGGGCUCAAAAUAAAUAAUUAAUAGGACCGGUCCAUUCUUUUAAAGGUUUAGUUUAUAAUUAAAUCAAUUGGGUAUUUUUUUAAUGACCCAAAUUAAUUCAAUUAUUAAAUUUAUCCGAAUGGGUCCGUAUUAUUUUUUUUUAAGGCCCAACAACCAUCUCGAGCAGCCCAACUGAUUUGAACAUUGGCUCAAUAAUUUUUAUAUGUCCACAAAAGCCCCCUCGAGACUUGCUUGGAUGUACUGAUUUAACCACGAACAAGUGAGUCUCGAAAAUUAAUUUUAUUAACUCAUCAAAAUCAGCCCAAAUUCAUUAGGCGAGAUCAACAUAAUUCAUUUAUUUAGAAUUCUAUUAUUUCUAAUAGGCCCAAAAUGCGACGGCUCACUUUCUUGGUUUAAGAAAUUAACAUAUGCACUCCCAACAUUGAAUUAUGGAGUAAUGGACUUCAAUUGCAACUCAUACUCAAAGAGUCCAAGUCUCAAACAUUAGCUGGGAAAUAUCAAGUUAUACGGAAUGGAGCAUUAAGUGGGAGAGUCCAAAUUAUCCUCAACUUUCAAGGAUUUCUAUCCAAUUAAGAUUAUUGUUCUGCUGAUUUUGAGAUCUAAACUCUCCAUCCAUGUAUAAAUAUCAAUCGCAGCUUAUGCUCUUUUGCACCUUCGAUUUUUAAGACUCAAAGCUAUCAAAGAUUUCUGGAAGCAAAGUUCAUAGCAGGAAAAACGAAAACCUGUUAUUGCUGGUGCGACCUCAAAGUCUGAAUUUCAGCAAGUUUCCGUUGGGAAGGAGAUUCAUCUGAAGGUGCAGUAGGGCCCAUGUUGAUUUCAGAUUAAAUUCCGUUCGAAAUUGAAGUCGAACCAGUUCCAUCGCAGGUUGUCAUCUUGCCGCUGGAGAAGAUAAUAUCCGUUCGAUGUUCAAUAGGAGCCGCCGUAGCUGUUUCAAUCCGAAGAAACCAUUGCCCAGUUGCUGUUGCUAUUCGUUCUCCAAGAAGAAUUAAUCUGGCGAGGAAGAUGAGAUGGUGACGCCGCCUAUCCGAGCUCGUUCAAGGAAGAUGGACCACCAAAUUGAUGAAUCUGCUAUUGUGCCAAGAAGACAAUGAAGGAGCCAGAAUUCUGAAGAGGCGUAAAGACUGUGCAAGAGUAGAUCGUUUCUCAAAGUUCAGAAGGUAUUGACCAUGGUUGCUGCAGUUGGAAGCUGGGUUGAUGUUGCUGCUGGUUCGCUAGAGGAGAAGACUUGGCCGGGUCUUUGAAGUCGAUUCCUGGUCGGAGAAGAAGGGUUGUCGUCGGAAGUUCGCGGUCAGAGGCAGAGCUGGAGAUCGACGAAGGAUGGUUUGUAGGUCUGCAACGAGAUUCUGCAGUUUUGGAAAGCCACCAUUGAUUUCUUCCAAUUCUAUUUUUUUCAUCGGUUAGAAGCGAACCUCUUGUGCGAAGAAGAUGACUGGGGGAUUGGGCCAGCUCUUUUAAUAAACAUUGGGCCUGUUUAUAAAUUGAGCCUUUCAAUUUUUUUAUGGGCUAUCUUCAAAGAUGAGCAGCUUUGAAAUGAUACCGAGGCCAGAUUUUCUGCUAUUUCAAGUAAUGGCACCAUUAAUUGGAGAUAAAGGAACUAGUCCUAUUGUCGGUUGUCGGUGCUGCUUGGGGUCCUUCGUUGGGCUAGUGGCACCGAUCUAAAGAAUUAGGCUGAUUGUCGGUCGUCGGUGUCGUUUGGGGUCCUUCGUUGGGCUAGUGGCACCGAUCUAAAGAAGUAGGCGGAUUGUCGGUCAUCGGUGUCACUUGGAGCCUUUCGUUGGGUUAGUGGCACCGAUCUAAGAAAUUAGGCUGAUUGCCGGGUGUCGGUGUCACUUGGGGCCCUUCGUUGGGCUAGUGGCACCAAUCUAGAGAAUUCGGCUAAUUGCACUUGUUGAAGACUGAGAUGUUGCCGCUACUUUCGACCUUUGUCCAUUCUGAAGGAGCUUGACUAAUUAUUGGCCAGUGUUACUGAUUUCUUUGUUCGUCUAGUCAGAAGAUGAAGUCAAUUUCUUGGGCUUGAGAUUGAUUAUCAUUGCUGAGCGGCCUUUUUAUUAUUAUUAUUAUUACUUUAGUUUUUUUAGUAAUAAUAAUAAUGAUGAUGAUUUUUUUUUGCAGUCCAAAAUGAUACCUUUUAAGGACGUAAGGCGUGGAGGCAAAAAGUAUCUCUCCAUAUCAACGAGCAAGAAGAAUGACAAAGAGAUUCUUUUGGAGAUGCACAAGCCAUUUGCUCGCGAGUUUUGGGGUCCAACGGUUGUGUCCUAUCGAGUUACAAACUGGACUCCUGAGUGCGAGUAUCAAGCUCAGACAAUGCGGACUUUAGUAUCUGGCUUUACUCACAUGUCCUCUUCUGAGAUUCUUCCUUCUUUAGGUAGUUGCAUCCUUGAUGAAAACGCCUCUUUGACAAAGACCUUAUCAUUUGGUGGUGAGUUUAGAUUCAUCACAGGUUAUUGGGACUGGGCCGAAGAUAUCUUGAGCAUGAGUAAAAGCGUUCUGGAGGAAGGGCUUAUUUAUGAUGUUGUUUAUGCCUCAUUAUUCACGUAUGACCGAUGUACUAAUGCUAUUCAAGCAUUUUGUGAGGCAUGGUGUCCCACGACGAAUACUUUGCUUACGUCAAUUGGCGAAUUGACGAUCACACUUUGGGACUUGCACGUUAUCGGAGGAUUGCCUAUCAUAGGAGACGCAUAUGAUGAAUCUAUUCCGGGCACUUCUGAGUUGUUAAAUACGAGCGCUGACUGUUCAUUUCAUCUCUGCAAAUAUUUGUUUCACGCAUAUCAUCAUCUCUUUCCCAAAGCCGGAGAUAAGCGUGUUUUGCGUGUUCAUGCGUGGGUCAAAUUCUGGUUCAGAAAGGCCUCCAAGUAUACUAUGCCUCUAGUGAGAACAGAAAAGAAACGAACAUCUCGUGCCAAGGCGACCCAUAAUCCGAGCGGAGCUAUUCCAAAAUUUGGAGGAUGGUCGAAUUCUAUGAAGGUACCAUUCUAUGUACUCAAGGUUCCUGCUGAAUAUGAGGAAGAGGUAUAUUUAGCGGCAUUUUUAUCGUGUUGGCUUUGUGCAUUUGUAUUGCCGCAUGAAGGUCAUAGAGUUAUCCGCCCGGAAACAUUCAGAGUUGCUUGUAUGUUGGCUCGAGGGAAACGUGUAUGCCUUGCGGUCCCGGUUCUUGCAAGUGUCUAUCAUGGGCUUAAUCGGAUCUCGAAUGCUCCAGCUCCUGAUCAAGUUAGAAAGUGUUUUCCCGUUCACUAUGUCUAUGGAUGGUUGGCAUCAUACUUUGAUACGCAUUUUAAGAAUGAGAUCCAGUCCGCGACGCCAUUAAUGAUUUCUUAUUCAGGAGAAAGUGGAGCGAGAUCCAUCGAGAAGAGAAGUGCGCGCAAACGAAUUUUCCAGGGAGAUGUAUCAGCAUGGGUGUGUUCUACACAUCGGAGAAUCAAAGAAUAUUCAGUCUUCGAUGGUAAAAAUCCUCCAGAGGCUGAGUUGGCGCUUUUUAGGAGUCUUCGGUCUAAUUGUCUUGUAUUACGCUACCGGGAUCAUUGCAUUGCUGAGCCUUACACUCCUCGCCGCUUUAGUCGCCAAUUUGGGUAUUUUUAGGCUUAUGCUUCUGGCUUUCUUGAAAUGCGUAAUCGGAGUGUCACACUUGCUGCUGGCUUUCAACUUUGGGUACAGUUUGAGCACGGCAUGUCACAAGCUGAAGCGGUAUUUCCGACUCCUCCUACUAUUCCAGUGAAAUUUUAUUCAUUGCAGUAUAAAGAAUGGUGGGGUCAAGUUCAUGGAAGUUAUUUGGAGAAUCAUGUGAGCGACUUGAUCAAGAUUUGCGAUCUUGAGGUUGGUGAUGUGAACACCCCUUCAGAUCCUGUGACUCCAAUCUCCAAGAAGAAAAAAAUGCCUGAUACUGAAGCUAAGUCUUUGUCUCAGAAAAAGGCUAAGCUUGUAUCACUUAGGUCUGAAGUUUUGAUUAAGGAUGGUGAGAAGGAAAUGUCUCCUGCCAAUGAAAGGCAGAGUAGUGAUGAGAGGAACUGGAAGCAUUUUAGGAAACCUUAUGUUGGGCGACUGAAGGUUAGUUUCAUCAUUUCAUAGUUUUAUUUAAAGCGUGUACUUAUAUUUUUUUCUUUUGCAGAUUCAUGUAGUCCUUGAUGAUGCUAGUUCCUCGAAUCGUGUUUCUUCAUCUAGCUCAAGUGAAGGAGAAAGCGCAGAUCAUGACACUGUCGCUGGAUUGAUAGCAGAAACCGGCCCAAGUCAUUGCAAAGAAGUUCUGAUCCAUGAAAUACCCAAGUCUUCUCAUGCGAAACCGGCUGCAUCUGUAUUCCAUGCAGAAGACUACUUCUUUACUUUGUAUAAGCAGAUCAUCAUUAAUACUUGGAGUGGCAUUCAACAAAAGUUAGGACGGGCUACAUUAGAGAACGUCUCAUCUCUUCGGAAGAGUGUUGAGAAUUGUGUUAUCUUGAUGGAGAAGGAGGGCAUUGACCUUUCCAUGUUGAAGACGAGAGUGAAGCAUUUCUUUGAAAGGGCACAAGCAUUUGAUCAGACGUGUUUGACUGUUGCUGAUAGGGUUCCUUCUGAGAAACAAUCUCAGGAAUUGGCUAUGUCGCAGGCUUUUUGUGAAGAUAUUGAAGCUAAGAGAUCUCAAAACCAAGUGGCAUUACUUGAUGAUGAGAAAUCUCUUAAUGAUAUCAAGAAGAAGAUAACCUUAUUGGAAGCUGAAGCUAAGGAAGUAGAAGUUUCGAUCUCCGAGCGUCGUGUAGAGACUAGUGACUUAGAUGCAGCUCUUACGAAGGCUAAGGAGGAAUCUUCACGGAUUUUGAAGACUAUCAAAGCAUCAGAUGAAGAUCAAUUUGCUUUAAGUACUCAGAAGAAGGAGCUAGAGGCCUUGAAGGAUGACUUAGUUAGCUUUAAAUUGUUUUUAGGUUGAUACUUAGCUCUUAGAUUAGCUUUUCGUCAGCAAACAACUCUUUUCCUUACUUCUUACCAAACUAUAUAUGGAUAUUUGCUCCCUUUGUUGCUUCUCAUGAGUUGAUAUUUCCUUGCUUCUUCUUCUUCUUCUUCUUUUGUUUUUUUUUUGUUUUUUUUCAAUGUGACUGAGAUCAAACUUUAUUGAGGGUUUGUGUUAUUAUAACUGAACUUUAAAAUGAAACUUUCGAGCUGCCUACGUACUCCUAUGAAGGAGAUCAAGUCAAACGUAGUUCAUAAGUACCAUUCGAAUUGGUAAUCUAAAGGAGGGGACCGUACACAGUUUU